ACCCCAAAAGCCGUUAGACAAAGAAGAAGACGAUGUGAAUCGUAAAUUUAACAAUGCUUAAAUGAUUUGUCGCCGCAUUUGACACAAAUAUGCACAUAAGCUUAACAUGAGCUACAUAAAUGUAGCCAUAAAUCACGGCGCACGUGGAUAUGCAGCCGUACGCAAUGCAAAUGAAUAUGCCUGCAAAUGUCGGCGAUAAAAUGCGCGCAAACGCCGUCACCCAAAACGCUUAUCAACUAAAACACAAAAAGCGCCGCCGCCAAGUCGGCAAAUUUUGGAGGUCUAGGCCCAGAAACGAGAUGUCGGGGAGGAGAAAAACUACGAUGAUGAAUUGAUUGACCUGUCGGAGAUGGGCGAGUCCAUUUUUGGUAAUCCGGAUACUGAAACAACUGGAGCUCUGGUAGACUCUCAAAAUGAGCAGUCGCAACAGAAUCCCGAAGAGCUGGGCACCUACCACGAAGGUGAUAUACUAAUACCACUUAAUUACCGGGACGUCCGCACCGACGACACACGUAAUGGCCUUCUAGCGGUAAGCACACGUUGGCCUGGCGGUGUGGUUCCCUACGAAAUCAAAGGAAAAUUCACAUCCCAGGAGCUGGGCAACAUACAACAUGCCUUUAAAGAGUAUCACGACAAGACUUGCGUGCGUUUCAAGCCGCGCACAAACGAAAAGGAUUACAUUUCCAUAGUAAACGGUAAAUCUGGAUGCUGGAGUAGCAUUGGACGCCUAGGUGGUCGCCAAGAGGUCAACCUACAGUCACCGAACUGCUUGCGCACAUAUGGCACACCCAUACACGAACUUAUGCAUGCGCUGGGCUUUCUCCAUGAACAGAAUCGCUACGAGCGCGAUUCCUACGUGCAGGUGCUGAGCGAGAACGUAAAGCCUGGCAUGUUGGCCAACUUUGAUAAGGGCAGCGCCAGGACACAAUCGGGCUUUGGCGUUGAUUAUGAUUAUGCUAGUGUGAUGCAUUACUCGACCACCAGUUUCAGUAGGAACGGACAGCCGACAUUGAAAGCCUUGCGCAGCAAUCCUGAUGCCCGUCAGAUGGGACAACGGCGCGGCUUCUCUCCCAGCGAUGUACGCAAGAUUAAUGCGAUGUACAAAUGCAAACUCUAAAAAGA
This is a messenger RNA of Drosophila virilis, 1122 nucleotides long. RefSeq names its product zinc metalloproteinase nas-4. Gene Ontology annotation, biological process: proteolysis. The record is from RefSeq and is a predicted model, not a curated record. Lineage: Eukaryota; Metazoa; Arthropoda; Insecta; Diptera; Drosophilidae. Gene Ontology annotation, molecular function: metalloendopeptidase activity; zinc ion binding.